AUGUUAUCUCUGGUCGGCAAUGGCGAAGCAAGCACCGUGCGGAAGAGCAGGCUCUCGUGGCUCCUCUCCAUAAUAACCCGAAGGCGGCCCGAGCAGGGCAUUUUCCCCGCACGGAUCGAGUCCGACGACGAUGCGUCCUUCGGGUCGCCCACGCCCACACGGUCGAGUACUUCCUCAAGCCUGUCGUCCUCCUCCUCGGCGUCCAGUACGGCGACACCUCCCAGCUCGUGCCCCGACUCCCCGACGCCCACUGAGUCGUCAGAGGACGACUCGGAGUUCGCGUCGGCGCCCACCAGCCCGACUGCCGAGCAUGCGUUCGCGUUGCCGACCUACGCGCAGGUCGCCUACCCCGCCGAGCCGCGGACGUACGCGUUCACGCAGCGCUCGCCGUUCGCGAUGGUCAUGGCGAGCGAGGGCGCGGGGGACGAUGCGCGGUUCACGUACUAUAUUAGCGUAGGCGUGAAUGUGUGGAUGCCAAGUUGUGUGAAUACCUUCGUCAGGAGGGGCGGGGAGGACGGGAGGCUGAUUGCACAGCUUGAGCUUGGAAUCACUGCCGAGACGGCAGUUGUGGUUAUGGGCGAGGCGAGGAUACCGCUGAAAGGCCUCUUGACGCGGAAAAAUCUUGCGAGCAAGUCACGCUUCUACCAUCUCGACGACGGCACCACCAUUAAAUGGGUGAUCAACAAGCAUCCGUGGCAGGCUACCGUGGGCUCAACCACCCUGGCUACCUUCCAACCCAACUCAGGAUCGUCGCGCAAACUGACGGUCUACCCUGCCGGCUACCCACUUUUCGACCACCUCGUCAUUGGGCUGCUCGUCCUGAUGCGCGAGUACCUGACGCCCUCUACCGCCCAGAUUGGGGGAGCUGCAGGGUUGUUCAACUACCACCCUCACGCGCUGCCCAAUGAUCCGUUGUAG
Gloeophyllum trabeum ATCC 11539 is the source of this 918-nucleotide messenger RNA. RefSeq lists its product as uncharacterized. The record is from RefSeq and is a predicted model, not a curated record. The transcript is spliced from 4 exons. Lineage: Eukaryota; Fungi; Basidiomycota; Agaricomycetes; Gloeophyllales; Gloeophyllaceae. Bases 1 to 918 code for a protein of 305 amino acids.